GGUCGGUAGAGGGCGCUGUUUGUCCUGACUCACGGUAGGAAAUAAACGGACGUGGCUUUCUUUAUGUUGCUGAAAAUCUUUCUCGGUUCUGAGGAACGAUGGAAAGACGUGAGAUGUUCGAGUCUGAAGAUUCCGACAUUGAGGACGGCCAGGAAGUGGUUCGACACAAGACUAAAAUUAUUUAUCAGGACAAAUUUCCGUACAUCCACAUGGAGCCACCUGACAUCCUGUAUGAGAGGUGGGGAAAAAUAAGUCCCGAGCUGAGAAAAGAGGCAGGACACUUGCUGCACAUCUCGGUGUUCUGGUGGCACAUUCUGUACCGGCAACAGGAAAAUCACAGCACUACAGCCUGGGCAGUGGAUAUGGGCUUCCUGGACUCCAAUGUUUCAAAUGACUUGAGUUUGAAAAGGCUGCACAGAAUUGAAAUCUUGGAGCACAUUCUUGACACCGUGGAAAAAUGUUUGGAAGGCACAGAACCUGGGAGGAAAGCUAAAGAGUUGAUCAUGAUUAGCUUGUCUUUUAAAAUGGAUGAAGAUGGUCUUAUGAAGGCAAUCAAAUGGCUCAUGGAAUCUAGUCCAGGUCUAAGCAGGAAGAUCCUUCAUCUUGGCUCAAAGCAAAUACGCCACCAAGUUCUAGAUUUUGUAUUUUCUGAGUAUUCUCGUUAUGUACAGGUGAUGUCAUGUAGCAAAAAGAAGAUGUUUAGGGAGCUGUCAUUAAAUCCAGAUGAAUGGUUUUUAGAGAAAAGUGAAGAAAUGAGGAACAAAGGGAACGAACAGUUUCAGAAGAAAAAGUAUGAUCUUGCAGUGAAAUCGUACACAAAAGCCAUUAAAUACCAUACCAGCAACCACUUCUUAUACGGCAACAGAGCACUGUGUUAUAUUCGUUGUGAAAAAUACCUGAAAGCUAUGGGUGAUGGUAAGCGAGCUAUUCUACUGCAGCGAGACUGGGCAAAGGGCCACUAUCGUUUCUGUGAUGCCUUGUUCUUCCUCGGAGCUAAAGAUAAAGCAGUAGAAGCCAACAUGACAGCUCAGAGUUAUUGCAGUGCUGAUCCAGAGGGAAUGAGAGACCUCCAGCAGCAGUACGCUCGCUUCAUGAGUGAGAUGUCUGACGGCAGAAGUAAGGGCAGAGCCCCAGCAUGUUCAGAAGCUGAAGGAAAACAGAAGAAAACUGAGGCGAAGAAAGGAUCCAAUAAACGACCCGAGGGAGCAUGUGGAGUCGAUCCCAUAGCUCAACAUGUUCCUCCAGACAAAGCCUCAGAAGCAGCUCAUAGCACCGAUACUGCAGAGAAUAAGCAGAAAGCAGAAGACAGAAAGCCGGAGGAGCCAUCAGGGAAGCUGGUGUCUGACCCUCCAGGUGAGGACUACUGCUUUAAACACGCUAAAAGUGAAAUGGGGGACCGAAAGGCCAAAAAAGCACCGUCAGUUAAUCCAGAGAAGCAGUCUUUAAAGAAUAAACAGCCACCUACACAGGAAAAGCCCCAGAGCAGCAGCAGCAGCGAAGUGUGCAGUAAGAAGCAGUUUUGUGCUGCGGUACGAGAUGCUCAUACAGCGCUCAGUGACCAGCGUUGCCGCAACGCAGAGCAGUCUUUCUCUGAGGCACUUAGGAUUCUGGGCUCCACAGGGACCAAGGUUCUUGGCAUAUCUGAACUGGACAGGACUUUGCUGGUCUAUGGUUAUGCUACAGCCCUCAUAGAAAUUGGACAACCUGAGGAAUUGACGGAGGCUCAGCGGCAGUUUAAAAAACUAAGCUCUUCAGCAAACAGAACAUUUCAGUCCUUGGUUCAUUAUGGUUUAGGAAAGGUGUUACUGAAGGAGAAUAAAUUUGGCAAAGCCAAAGAUGAAUUUUUGAAUGCUCUGUUGAUGGUUCAGCGGCAGAUCAUGCCAGGAAAACUGACCUGGCCAACCACUAAAGUAACCGUUGAAGAGACCUGUCCUGAAUAUUUAAAGGAGCAGCUCGAGAGUUUUAUUGAGACCUGCAAAUUUCCUCCUAAGCCGGAUGCAGUUUGCCGCAAGCAUUGCCUUGGAGAAGGCUUUAUCUAUUUCACAGAUCCAGAUUUUAAGGGCUUCAUUCGAUUGUCAUGCUGUCAGAGUUGUAACGUGGACUAUCAUAUUAAUUGCUGGAAAAAGUUCAAAGCUGCUUCAUUUCCUGACAAGAAUGACAAGGAUUUCCUGCAGAAUUUGUGUUUUACUCCUGACUGUACUGGUACAAUCUGUCGAAUUGUAAUAUUUGACUCAACUGCUCUUAUUAAGUGCGAGUUUAAAUCACCUAUUUCUAAAAGCAAAGUUCCUGGGAUGAGAGUCAAACAGAAAUGUACAAGUCUUAAGAAGUUGAAAUCUAAAGAAGAACGAAAGCUGAGGCGGAAACAACAGAGAGCGGCUACAUCCAUAACCAAGAAUCAGGCGAACGAUUUAAAAAUAGAAGAUGAACCUGGAAAAGAAGCAGACAAAGGCAUUGACCAAACGUCGUUCAAGGAUCAUCUUGUAUACAGCGAUCGUGUUUUACACCAAAUUGAUAAAAACCGAGAUCUUUUUAAUGAUGAAGGCCACAAUAUUUUGAGUAUGCUGGUGUGUCUGAGACCAUGGAUGAAGUUGGAUGAGGAUAAGGGGCAUGAAAGCGUAUUAAAGGACCGUGCAGAUCCACAGGUUCUCCGGGAGCUAGUGGAUCUGCUGUUGGAGAGAAAGAACAGGGUUUGGGCCAGACUCUUUCUUCAUAACCUCAGUGACUGCCAAGACGUCAAGCCUAAAGUUCAUGAAUGGGCUCAGCAACUUAACAAUGCAGGUCUGAAAGCUGCCGAGAACUUUAUUGGUCAGUUCAGUGAUGAUCUGGAAAAACUGGAUCUCUCGUCCCUGUUGGAGUUUCCCCCACUACAUGAUGUAUUACAUAAUAAGGACUUCACUGUAAUAGAGUACCUGAGACAAGCCCCACCGCAGGAAAUGCGCCUCUUUAUUUGGACUCUCGAGGAAUACCGAGAACACUACCCCUCCUUGUUUACUAUCCUUGAUGACUAUUUUGAAAUGGAUUCAAUAUGUUUAGUGUUAAAGAAGACAGAAAAAGAUGACCACUUAAGUUGUGUUUAUAAGAGUAAAAGCAGAAAUCGAAAAAAGAAGCACAAAGAAUCAAAGUCUGUCUUGCUUCUAUCGGGGAUUAGAAGAGACGAAGAGGAUGAUUUCUUCUCCGAGGAAGAUUCACUGAUGCUGCUUGAUGGUGGUAAUCCCUUUAGUGUUCCAGAUUAUUUGAGGGAGCAGGUUGCAGAUUUUGAAGGGCAGUAUGGCAACCCAGGACACUUUAACCAGUAUAAGAGAUUUUCAAACAGUGACCCAGAUCCAACUGAAGAGAGUUUAUACGAUUACUUUGCACAGAUUCUGGGAGAGCAUGGGCCUCUUGAGGUGUCAGACCCACUGCUUGUGGGUGAGCUGAAGAACUUUCCCCUUGAAGCGCAGCAAAAGAUCGAGGCUGCCAGAGGACUUGAACAGUUCCUACUCGAGUCUUUCAGAUUUGUAAUGCACGGCAACGUAAUCAUGCUGAAGUCUCAUGACGCAUGCUUUCCAGACACCUUGGAUGAAUUUGGCUCUGUAUUGGUCAACGUUUCCCCUUAUACUUGCAGCAUGGACGAAUCCGAGCCUAAAGGAUCCUCCCAUCUCAAUCCCUCAGCCAAAGAAUUCCUGCCUCAGUCUAAAAAUUUGAAUCCGAGUGACAGCAGUGAAUCUUAUGACCAUGCUACUUGUCCUAGUCUCCCCGUUCCUUGUGUGUUUGAUCCUCUGAGUUCUCAACAUUUAAAUUAUAAAACUGGGUGCCAAGAUGGGCUUGAAAAUGGAAAAGCUGAUGAACAAGAAGCAGAGUAUCAGCAAUACUACUUUGAUGUCCCACUGAAUGCAUUUAACACUGAGGCUCUCGGCUCUGAUAAUAAUUAUAUUAAUAUUGAAGAUGAUGAUGUAUGUCCUAAAAGUAAGACCAUUUUUGUUCAGACGAUUUGGGGUGACAAAGACACCAGAGAUGAUGUUGCCAUUAAUACAGAACCAUAUGCACAGUUUGAAAAGAACAGAGGAGAUAUGACCCAAACAGAAAAAAACAACAUAAAAUUUGAAAAGCUCAUCCGAAAUAUGAGGGAAAAGCUUAUGGCUAUGCAAAACAAAAGAAAGGAGUCAUGUUCUGUACUUGAUGCUGAAGUCAGAGAACUUAAUCAGCACAUAGAGAUUUCCAACAAAGAAUUGACUUUGUUCCAACAAAAGCUUGAGGAUGAGGUCCGGAAAGAUCAGCAGGAGAAGCGAGACCACCAAGAAACGCUGAAGGUUUUGAAGGGCGAGAUCAAAGAGCUGGUGGAUUUUCAGGAGAGUGUUUCCAGGCUAAUUCAGGAUAAGAAUGCGGAGUACCAGAAAGAAUUUGACCAUUUCCUUGCAAUAAGUAACCAAUGGGCAGCUGAGAAGAUGAGUUUGGAGGAUAAAGUAAAGAAAUGUGGAGAUCAGUGUGCGAAAGCAAGCAGUCGAUCACUAGCAGGACAGAUCUCAGUUCUGAAAAGCAGACGCGAGCACGGGCUGCGCGGCUUGAGGAAGUACUCGUCAGAUGGGAAGGCAAUUCUAAAACACCUGAUUGAGAUCUCGCCAACGUAUCAAUCUGCCAGCUUUAGUUCCAUCGUUGAGGCCUGGAAUUCAUGCAUACAGGAUGUUGAGGAGAAGCUCGUCAGAACCGAGACGCAGUAUGAAGAGCAGAUAGAGCUUGUGAAAAAGGGUACCAGCCUGUCGUCUCUCGCUGCAAUUGCUGUACCAAGCACCCCUGCUCCUCCUCUUGUACCGGCUUUUCUUCAUCCAUUAACCAAUCAGCAGGCAGUUCUGCAGCCGCUCCCUGUGCAGCAUGCGCACCCACACGCUUCAUAUGGAGUUCAGCAGCAUCCUGCCAGACCUCAGACACACGUGGUAGUAAACACGCACCACGCUAUGCACACACCUCCAGCAGCCGGUGAGAAUGUUGGUGCUCCAGCGCCCCCUGCAGCCUCAGCUCCAGUUCAGCCUCCACAGCCUCUUGCUGUAUUUGAGAGAAUCGUAGAUCGUCUCAGCUCCAUGUUCCCUCAUUACAGCAGAUCAGUCUUGACCAAAUUUAUUCACGAGGUUCGCUCUACAAAUGGUGGCAGUCUGAACACGCUGAAGUAUGAAGAAGUGAUUAACAGAGCUGCUCAGCUCAUCCUUGACCACCAGGAACACUCCCAAAAGGAGCAGAUGAACUCCGUGAGUGGCGGUGUGGUCGGAGCGAGAGAUUUAGCAGUACCCAGUCCAACUCCUCCCACUGACUCUUCCAGAGCUCCUGCAACUCCCCCACCGACACACGUGUGGAAGAACGUGUCCUCUCAGCAUCGCAAGUCUUCCCGAGCUCUGAACAUGGAGGACCCUUGCAUUAUUUGCCAUGAGGACAUGAAACCUGAGGACCUGUGCGUGCUGGAGUGUCGCCAUAGCUUUCAUAGAGAGUGCAUCAAGUCCUGGCUGAAGGAGCAGAGCACUUGUCCCACCUGCCGAGAGCACGCGCUUUUACCUGAGGAUUUCCCCAUGUUGCCAGGACGACAUAGACGGGGACACGUGCAUGCAGCAACCUCGUCCUGAAUGGAUUGUUGUGAUCAGUCUGUGUACAUACAUCUAUACAAUAAUCAUAUUGUAUAACACUUAUAGAAUUUUAAAUAUUAUAAUUAUAUAGCAUAAAUGAUGUGCUAUAUAAUGUCGUAACUAGAGUAAAUCAGUUACUGAAUACAAAUGGUACAAAACAGUGAUUGGGAUCACUAACCAUUUACUUGCACCUUUUUUUUUUAAAUAAUUAGGAAGUUGAUUGCAAAUUUACACUACAAACAAGGUGGACCAUUUCAGUUUUGCUUUGUUAGUUAUGAGUUGUCAUGCAGUUUAAGCUCUUCAUUCAACUAGUAAGGACCAAUCAGUAUUUUGUCUUAAAGAAUAUUUUAAUUUGUUCUGUAUUAAUCCUCAAUCUGUUUGUUUACACUUGAUCAGCUUCCUGCUUGUAUUUUUCUUAUAAAUAAUUUUAAAUGCUUAAUUUAAAAAAAAAAUAAAAUUUUUGGUUGGUUGUCU
Molecule: messenger RNA, 6062 nt
Organism: Neoarius graeffei (lesser salmon catfish)
Lineage: Eukaryota; Metazoa; Chordata; Actinopteri; Siluriformes; Ariidae
Gene: ttc3
Product: tetratricopeptide repeat domain 3
Exons: 46
Coding region: 99-5588 (1829 amino acids)
Molecular function (GO): protein binding
Source: RefSeq, a predicted model, not a curated record